UGUGUGUGUGUGUGUGUGUGUGUGUGUGUGUGUGUGUGUGUGUGUGUGUGUGUGUGUGUGUGUGUUGUCAGACAUCAGUUUGAGAUGGUGACGCUGAGCGAUCGUCUGGUCUGUGCUGCUGACAACCAGGAGGAGCUGCUGACUCACCUGCAUCAUAUCCUCAAGGUGAUUCUCCCAGGGGGCGUGUCCUAUGCCGAGGUGGGCGGGGCCUCUGCCGUCAGUAAGGUGUGUGUGGUUGAGGUGGGCGGGGCCUCGAGUCACUCUGACGCCUGGUUGUUGCUGUGGGAGGACGGAGUCAGUGUUUAUCCCGUCCACAGAGACACACAGCAGGCGCUGAGGAUGGAUCUGAGCACGCUCACUCACCACGAAAUGGGUCCAUCUGAAAACAUCAUCACCAUGGCAACGGCAGACAGGAGAAUGGCGUUGCGGUUCGAGGAGCAGCACAGCUGCCAAUCCUGGUUCAGCCACCUGCAGACAGCUCUGACCAAUCAGAGAGCAGCUCCCCAGCGCCAGAGCCCAGCUCGCCGGUCUCUGUACCCGGUGAUGUCACAGGGUACGGUCCCGCCGGCCGUGGAGCGCUGCAUCUCCCACAUCACCGCCCACGGUCUGAAGGUGGACGGCGUGUACCGACGCUGCGGCCUGGCUCCCAAAGUCACCCGAUUGGUGGAAGCCCUGAUGACAUCACCUAGCUCCGCCCCUCUGGAGAGCGACGAGCAGGGCGUUCUGGACGCUGGCUCCGCCCUCAAACAAUAUGUCCGCCAGCGGGAGAGUCUGAUCCCCGACGCCGUGCGCCAGCAGUGGGUCAACGCUGCAAUGAUUUCAGACGAACGCUCCAGGUUUUCAGCCUACCGACGGUUGCUGAGGCAACUCCCUGACGACAACCGAGCAACACUGAACGCGCUGUUUGGACACUUCUACAUGGUCCAGGUCUUCUCUCAGGUGAACAGGAUGUCAGCUCAGAACCUGGCUCUGGUUCUGGUCCCAACUCUGUUCCAGACUCUGAACCAGGAUCUGCUCCGACUCACCAGAGAGCUCAUCAUCCACCACACGCUGCUCUUCCUGACGGCUGAGAGAGGCGAGGAAGAGGAGGUCACCGUCCUCUGAAGAUCACUUCUUUAUUCUUCCACCUUCCCUCUGGAACAUUUAACCCUGGCUCUGUCUCCUGUCUACCGUGAGACAACUUUUAGUUUCUCUGGGUCAACAUUUUAAUCAAAACUUUUUCUUUCAACAUUUUUUAUUUUUUGACACUUGUAGAUUUCCCCGCUGUUUUCUCACUUUUCACAAUUAUAUUUUUUUUUUUACGUUUUCUUGACGAUUUUGCACCCUUAUUCCCCCAAGUUCUUUGUCACUUUUCACGAUGAUUUUCUUGAUUAUUUUAAUUAUUUUUUUCCAAGUUUAUUGUCACUUUUUCGACAUUUUUUUCCUACGUUUUUCACGUUUACAUGAAGAGCGUCGUAGGGAACCAUCCACAUUAUUUUUUGGACAGUUUGGUUAAAAGAAACUCAAAUUUCUGAUAUACAAACUUUUUGAAAACAGGAGAGUUAAGUCAUAAAAUCAUCAGUUUACUUUCUGCUGUUUAGGUCAAAGUGAUAUUUUCCUUCAGGAAGAAUAAAAGUUGUAUUCUGAUAUUCUGUCACAUGAUGUCGUUUACAUCUUUAGAUUAAUCUUUAUGAAAAUGUUAAAUUAGAGUUUAUAUUUCCUCACAGAAAGUUUAACUGUUGUUAAUCCUGUCGUUUAGUAUCUCGAGGUUUAUUAUCUUUUGUCCCAAACUCAUUAAAUCAGAAACUGAACUUCUUCA
Perca fluviatilis (European perch) is the source of this 1798-nucleotide messenger RNA. Its product is annotated as arf-GAP with Rho-GAP domain, ANK repeat and PH domain-containing protein 1-like. Gene Ontology annotation, biological process: signal transduction. The coding region runs from base 85 to 1104 and encodes 339 amino acids. The transcript has 8 exons. Lineage: Eukaryota; Metazoa; Chordata; Actinopteri; Perciformes; Percidae. The record is from RefSeq and is a predicted model, not a curated record.